Messenger RNA from Penicillium antarcticum, 3723 nucleotides. RefSeq lists its product as uncharacterized. The record is from RefSeq and is a predicted model, not a curated record. The coding region runs from base 1 to 3723 and encodes 1240 amino acids. Lineage: Eukaryota; Fungi; Ascomycota; Eurotiomycetes; Eurotiales; Aspergillaceae. The transcript is spliced from 2 exons.
AUGACUAUCAACGAACACCGCUGUGUGACAGAUGAUGAGAAUCCUCAUAUCUUCUCAGCGUGUCGCCCGGCCAAACUGAGCGCAGACAUAUCUCGAUCAGACAGGGAUGAGGCAACAAUACUAGCUGCUUGGUCAGUUCUCUUGCGAGACUACUAUGCACCAAAUUCACCUACUUUCAUUCACCUUCAACCACAAAUCGAAAAGCCUUCUGAAAAGACUACCAAGGUCACAUUUGAAAAUCUUCGAAGCCAAUGCUUGUCAAUUUCAACGGAUGGUGGUAUUACAAGCAAACAAUUGAGGGAUGCGGUCUCCCAGGCGGUUGAUAUCAAGGACUGGGGAGGUUUCAGUAGCACGAAACAGAAGACCGCUGUUUUGGUAUUGUCGAAUGAACAAAUGAAAUGUCCACCUAUGGCACUCCAGCUACUUGAGGUGGAAUUGCUGCUGGUUGUUGCCCUUUCAGAUGAGAGUAUCAUGGCAAACGUGUACAGCAACGGCCUCAAGAGACCAGAGAUCAAGCCAUGCGCCACAUUGAAAAGCCUCACGAGUAUACACAAAGCUCUAUCUUGCGAUGCAGGUGUCAAAAUCGAAGAAUUAAACAGUAUAUCUUCAUUCGAUAUCGAAAGGCUGCGUGAUAUCAAUAACAUAAAUCACGAGCAAAACGCCCGUGCAGAAUGUCUGCAUACACUCCUCACGAAACAUUACUCUCUGCGGCCAGAAAAAAUUGCACUUGAAUCAACCACCCAGAGGAUCACUUAUGAAGAACUGGGAAAACAAUCUGCCACCAUCUGUGAGGUCCUGACGAACAAAGGCGUCAAGCCCGGAGACACCGUAGGUCUUUGCAUGGACAGAUCAGUCUCGACAAUCAUCACUAUCAUCGGGAUACUGAGAGCAGGUGCUGCAUACGCCCCGAUGGAUCCGUCGUCUCCUUUGGAAAGAAUCUCACAAAUUGUCGAACGAGCUGAGGUCCAACAUCUGGUGACCAAAGAAAAGCUACUUGAUCGUUUCAAAGGUUUCAAAGCAACGCUGAUUACACCAAAGCACUUGGAAAAUGCAAACUGCCCAGAAGACUGGCAGCAUGACACCAAGACCCAUGCUUCACAGCCAGUCUAUUUCAUGUUCACCUCUGGCAGCACCGGAGUCCCAAAGGGAGUCAUCCACAGCCAUGGAGCAGUCUCUCUUAGCCUUCUAGAAUGUAUUGAAGAGCUCCAGAUUGAUCCCUCAACUCGGUUCAUGCAAUCCGCCAGUCUUGCUUUUGAUGCUAGUAUACUGGAGGUGUUCGCCCCACUAGUCGCUGGUGGAUGUCUCUGCAUGGUCUCCCAGGAAGAGCGCAGCGGGGAUCUCGAAUCAACAAUGCAUAAUCUAAAGGUGUCGCACGCCUGGCUCACCCCAUCAAUGGUACCACACAUCCAGCCAGAAAAUCUCCCAAAUCUUCGGAGCCUUGGACUUGGAGGUGAGCCCCCAACCACGGAGAUUGUGUCCACAUGGAGCGAGAAAGUCCAAUUGAAUAACCUGUACGGAACAACCGAGGCUGGAGUCUGGGACACUGUGAAGCUGGGAAUGAAGCCCGGUGAUAACCCGAAGAAUAUUGGACGGGGCAUCGGCAAUGUUGCAUGCUGGAUCACAGAUCCUUCCAAUGUGCACAGAUUGAUGCCUGUCGGCGCAGAAGGAGAGCUGCUGAUACAGAGUCCGUACCUUGCACUUGGGUACCUCAAGGACCCUGAUCGUCAAGCCCAAGCCCUCUUGGAAUUCUCGUCUCUAGAAUGGGCUCCCUUCAUGCCCCCAAUCAACGGAUCUCGAGUCUAUCGAUCAGGGGAUCUGGCCAAAUACGAUGAAAAUGGCGAAUUGAUUCUGUUGGGUCGUCAAACCGGCUAUGUCAAGGUUCGAGGUUUGCGCGUGGACCUUGGAGAAGUUGAAAACGCGAUCAACUUAUGCCUCAAGUCUGGUCGUUCUGCAGUGGUGGUAUCUGAACACGAAGCGAUAGAUUCCGAAAUUGUUGCGUUCAUUGAAAGAAGCCCUGAUCAGAAAAUCCAACUGGCUGAAACGCUUUCUGACCAGCUGUCUGAAAUUCUACCUGAAUAUAUGAUUCCGAGUGUUUUUGUGCAGAUCAAUUCAUUGCCGCACACGUUGUCUAAGAAGAUCGACCGACAGAAGCUUCGAAGGCAACUUUCGGAGAUGAGCCAAAAAGAAAUUCGGAAAUGCCGCAGAGGUGGCUCGUCGAGCGAGGAGUUUCCUCAAAUCCCAGAAGCGAGAACCAUGGCGAUAGAAAUCAGCAACAUCAUUGCAGAUAUAAUCGAGAACAAAGAUGAAGAGUUUGCGAGCUACAUACGGGGACGGGACUUCUCGCUUCUCAAGACUGGUCUCACAUCAAUGCAAGUGGUGACCCUGGUGAACGCUAUCCGGAGACGAUACCAGAAGAAACUCAACAUCGAGACUUUGCAUAAAGAUGUGACAGUUUGCAACAUUGCAGACAGUCUCACAGGACGAAUCAAACUGGAACGGAAAGACAGUGAUUCCAGGAACCUGAUCGCCGAUCUUGCAAAAUUGAAGCCAAAGCUUGAUUUCAUCCAGAUUCGCCUAGCGACUGUCUUCUUGACAUCUAUCACCGGAUUUCUUGGUAGCCAAGUCUUGCGCUCUCUCCUGGAGCAUCCAGAGGUAGGGUGUGUGAUUGGACUUGUCCGCGCCAAAGAUGAAAGGGAAGCACGGAAAAAGGUCCAAGAGCAUGGCGAGCUUGGUCGGUGGUGGCAGCCAGGCUAUCAAGAUCGUAUCGAAGUCUGGACUGGAGAUUUGGGCAGAGCAAAACUCGGAUUGGAACAGUCUAAGUGGGAACGACUGUUCACAACAGACCCAACAAAACGAGUCGAUUGCAUUAUCCACAAUGGUGCUCGAGUGAACUGGAUGGAUAGCUACGACGAGCUCGAGAAAGUUAAUGUCCAUAGUACCAUCGAAAUACUCUCUGGACUUUCGAAAAUGGAUCCUCCUUGCAACCUGAUCUAUGUCUCCGGUGGAUACAUGCCAAAAGAGACAGAGAGCCAUACUCAAAUUGCCAGAAAGCUUUCCGAGGCAUCGGGGUAUGACCAGACAAAGUUUAUGUCCCAGUUGCUGUUAGCCGAGUACAACAAACAUCUCGAUCGCGAAGAUAUCAAAACCCAAAAAGCGCAGACUGUGAUUCCGGGAUUCAUCGUUGGAUCGCAGAAGGAAGGAAUCGCACACCCAGAAGACUUCCUCUGGCGACUGGCAUUCACCAUCACGCGCCUGAAAGCUGUCAGCGAAGACCUUCACUAUUUCACCGUUGCGGGUGUGGACCAGGUAUCCAAUCUCAUCACGGAUGUAUUCUUGCAGCCGGAGAGAUAUCCCUCCGAAGCAAUUCAUUGUGUCGAUGGUGUGAGAGUUUCCACAUUUUGUGAUACUCUCAGCAAGGCUAUGGGAUUGCCAAUUAAAAAGAUGGAACAUGAAAAAUGGACGAAAAUGUUACAAGCUGAUGUUGAAGAGGCAGAUUUUGAUCAUCCGUUCAUGCCAGUACUGGGAUGGUUUAAGGAGAAUACAUGGCAGUUUUUGGGGGAUCAAGACGAUAUCCCGAAAAACUGCCAUUUCAAUAAGAGCGAAACGGCUCUGGCUCUGGAGAGCAGCGUGAGAUAUUUGAUGGACAUCGGGUAUCUUUCACACGAUGGGGACAAGCAAAAGCGAUUGGCAAGGCCUCCCAUCUUCAGCCGGUCCAGCUUUUAA